UGUAACAAAAGCACAGCCGACCGUGCCGCAGUACCUGUCUCACUUUUUGUAAACGCCGCGCCAAGCCGACCCAACUCCUAUCUCUGCCGUACGUGGCUGGCGGGGACUGCCUCGCCGCGGCGUGGUUGGCGGGGAUGCCUCGCGCCCGGCACCUGAGGCGCGCGCGACGCAGGGUGGGCCCCGCCGGUGGCAGGCCUGAGGCCCAAAUCCCCUUGAAGCCCACCCGUGGAAGAGGCACCCUUACCUUCCAGGGUAGGACGCAAACACUUACCAAACGUUUACUUCUCCCGUCAGAGAGGCCUCCAAACACUUGCCAACACUCAGGCUUGCCCAAACACUUGAAUUUAGCUGAAAACACUUGCGCGCCGCAGUACCCGCACGUGCGAUUGCCCCUAUCAGCGCCCCUGAGCCUGCCACCGCCGCAACAUAGCCACCAACGACGUGCCUUAGGCCGAACGCAGCCCUAUACGCCGAGAUAUUCUGGUUUGUACUCCUUUUAGCCCCCUUUGUGCCUACUAGAACCCACUAAGACCAGCC
Messenger RNA from Pelagomonas calceolata, 537 nucleotides. The record is from the annotation of a GenBank genome assembly. Lineage: Eukaryota; Pelagophyceae; Pelagomonadales; Pelagomonadaceae.